This is a messenger RNA of Lottia gigantea (owl limpet), 249 nucleotides long. RefSeq lists its product as hypothetical. The record is from RefSeq and is a predicted model, not a curated record. The annotation marks the transcript as partial. The transcript has a single exon. Lineage: Eukaryota; Metazoa; Mollusca; Gastropoda; Lottiidae.
UGGACAGAGUGGUUUAGUAGAGAUUCACCUAGUUAUUCCGGUGACCAUGAAAAUAUUUACGAUCUCUCACAAACGUAUCCGAAUAAAGUAUGCAGCAACCCUACAGAAAUCGAUGCACGAAUGAAGGGUAAUCAAAAUGGUUUAGUGGGUGAUAUGGUCAUUUAUACGCUAUCCCUUGGUUUUAAAUGCAUCAACAGACACCAGUUUGAUGGUCAAUGCAAUGACUAUGAAGUGAGGUUUUGUUGUUAA